Acanthisitta chloris (rifleman) is the source of this 1988-nucleotide messenger RNA. RefSeq names its product WD repeat domain 43 (gene WDR43). Gene Ontology annotation, molecular function: protein binding. The transcript has 18 exons. Gene Ontology annotation, cellular component: nucleolus. Gene Ontology annotation, biological process: maturation of SSU-rRNA from tricistronic rRNA transcript (SSU-rRNA, 5.8S rRNA, LSU-rRNA). The coding region runs from base 1 to 1788 and encodes 595 amino acids. NCBI's taxonomy places the organism in Eukaryota, Metazoa, Chordata, Aves, Passeriformes, Acanthisittidae. The record is from RefSeq and is a predicted model, not a curated record.
AUGGAAGAAGCUUUGCUUGAAGGAGCAAAGGAUGGCCCCCAGAGGAAAAAGCGGAAGUCUGAAGUUGCAGAAGUGGACCAGCAGUCAGAUAUCCUGGCUAUCGGUACAGCAGUUGGUAGCAUUUUGUUGUACAGCACAGUUAAAGGAGAGUUACAGAGCAAGCUAGAUGGUGGUCAUGACAAUAGAGUAAACUGUGUGAGAUGGCAUCAAGACAACUGCUGCUUGUAUAGCUGUUCAGAGGACAAACACAUUGUGGAAUGGAACACACAGACCUGCAAAGUAAAGUGCAAGUGGAAAGGCGACAGUAGCAGUGUCAUGUCUCUAUGCAUCAGUCCAGAUGGAAAAAUGCUGCUUUCAGCUGGUAGAACUAUAAAACUGUGGGACUUGGAGACCAAAGAAGUCUACAGACAUUUCACAGGCCAUGCUACGUCAGUGUCAUCAUUAAUGUUUACCACAGUGAAACCUAUGAAUGAAAGUAAACCCUUUGAUGGAAUUACAGGACUUUAUUUCUUGUCUGGAGCAAUACACGAUCGAUUAUUGAGUGUAUGGCAGAUCAGAUCAGAUAGGAAAGAAAAGAAUGCUGUGCUGUCUUUCUCAGUAACAGAUGAACCAACUUUUGUUGACCUGACUGUAUCAGAAGUCAAAGAAGAGCCUGUGAAGUUAGCAGUUGUGUGCAGAGAUGGGCAGUUGCAUUUAUUUGAACAUAUCUUAAAUGGUUAUUGCAAAAAACCUUUAACGUCAAACUGUACUAUCCAGAUAGCAACGCCUGGGAAUGAUGGGGACUCCACACCCAAACCAGUCCCUAUUCUAGCAGCUGCGUUUUGCACGGACAAACAGUCUCUGCUGCUGGUGUAUGGAAACACCUUACAGCCCAUCAUAGAGAAAGUGUCUUUGAACUCCAGUGAAUCCCACAUAUGUUUGGUAAGGGACAUCCAGAAAGUGUUGUCACUUAAAACAGAUGCUGCUCUGACAAAGGUAAAGACACCUGUUGUGAACUCGGACACCAAAGUUCUAGUGCCUGGCAUUCCAGGACAUAGUACAGCUGUCAAAACUCCAGCCUUGGGAAAGGAGAAGAAGAAAAACAAGAGGAAACCAGGAGAGACAGAGGAGAGCAUUGAAGAGCGCCUGGGGGCACUGGAUAUUGAUGUGAGCAAAGUAAAAACUCCAGGUGGCCUUCCACAAACAGAUAGCUUUGCUGUGCUUCUGGUUCAGGGCUUGGAAAGCAAUGAUGCAGAGAUCUUAAAUAAAGUGCUUAACACAAGAAGGGACAAUGUAGUAAAGAACACAGUAGCCAGAAUGCCUAUACAUGCUGUCAUUCCACUGCUGCAUGAGCUUACAAAGAGAUUGCAGGGCAACCCGUACAGUGCCUCACUAAUGGUUCGAUGGUUGAAAUCUAUUUUCACUCUACAUGCAUCCUACCUUUCCACAUUGCCAGACCUUAUUCCUCAGCUGGGAAUGUUAUACCAGUUAAUGGAAAGUAGAGUAAAAACUUUGCAAAAGCUUUCACGCCUGCAUGGAAGACUCUUCAUUCUUGUCACCCAGGUUGCAGCAUCGGCAGCAGCUCAGGACGUACCUGAGGUUAAUCAGACUGCAAAGCUGGUCUAUGAGGAUGAAUCCUCGGAGGAGGAAGGCUCAGAUGAUGAGAUGAUUGCAGAUAAAGACUCUGAUGAAAACUGGGAUGAAGAUGAAGAAAAAGAAGAGCAAUCUGAUGAACAAGACAUGACUGUUGAAAAGGAAGUCAAUGGUGAUUCUGAUUUGGAACCAGAAAACGAAAGUGAAGAAGAAUAACACCACGAAAGAAUCAUUUUAGCAGUCUGAACAAGUGGGCCACCAACCUCUCUGAUUCUGGAUCAUGUUGCUGCAAGAUGCUGUGUUUGCAUAUCGGGAGUGCAGGGUCGUGCACAGCCUGUGUGCAGAGGCACAUGUGGGGCACAGUGCGUUUCUGAGUCCAGAAUGUCUAACCAUGCCAGCCUUCUCUUGCCCUCUUU